AUGGCGGAAGGAGUUCUUUUUGACCUCAAUGACACAGUUUCGACAAUCAGUGAUGUGCUUCUGGAUGCUGAGGAGCAGCAACAGCACAACAAUCAAGUCAAAGUGUGGCUGAACAGGCUGAAGGAUGCUAUUUAUGAUGCAGACAACUUGCUGGAUGACAUCUCCACUGAAGCUUUACGACGGGAGGUAAUGACACAGAAUAAGAAGGCAAAAGAGGUACGCAUUUUCUUUUCCAAAUCAAACCAGCUUGCAUAUGGUUUUAAAAUGGGUCGUAAGGUUAAGGCAAUGAGGGAUAGGCUAGAUGCCAUCGCAAAGGAUAGGGGGUUUCACUUAGAUGAACGUCAUGUAGAGACACAAGUGGUUGGUUAUGGGAUGAGAGAAACUUAUUCUUUUGUACGUGAUGAAGAAGUCAUUGGGAGAGACUACGAUAAGGAUAAGAUUAUAAAAAUUCUUUUGAAUUCCAAUGUUGAAGAGAGUGUUUUGAUCCUUCCGAUAGUUGGACUUGGAGGACUAGGAAAGACCACAUUAGCUCAACUCAUAUUCAAUGAUGAAAAAAUCCAAAAUCAUUUUGAGCAAAGGCUUUGGGUGUGUGUCUCUAAUGACUUUGAAGUAGAAGUAAUUGUUAUGAAAAUUUUAGAGUGCACAAAAAAUAAGAAACCAGAAAACCUUGAAAUAAACACAAUGAUUAAUGAUUUUGAGAAACAAAUUGAGGGAAAGAGAUACCUACUUGUGUUGGAUGAUGUACGGAAUGAGGAUCCUCAAAAAUGGCAAAGCCUAAAAGAUCUUUUAAAGGGUGGAGCAAGAGGUAGUACAAUAUUAGUGACUACCCAUGACAUUAAUAUAUUGGCAAAGAUUACCCAAACGGUUCAACCAUACAUGUUAAAGGGUCUAGAUGAUGAAAAGUCUUGGUCUUUAUUUAAGCGGUUCGCAUCUGCAAAAGGGCAAGACUUAGAAAAUUCAAACAUCAAGGCAAUUGGAAUGGAAAUUGUUGCGAAGUGUAAAGGAGUCCCUCUUGCCAUAAGGACUUUAGGAAGCGUAUUGUACUUUAAAAACCCAGAAAAAGAAUGGUUGUCUUUUAAGGACAAUGAACUUUCAAAAGUAGCUCAAAAAGAAAAUAAUAUCUUACCAACACUUAAGUUGAGUUAUGAUCAUCUUCCAUCAUAUUUGAAGCAAUAUGAAGACAUUCAUGAGAAAACUCUUCAUGUGUCAUUUGAUCGAACGUUUCUCUCAUUAUUGGGAAUUCCAGUCUCAUUUUUUAAGUUCAUACGCUUGUUGGAUCUACAUGGUAUGGGUAUUGAAACAAUUCCAAAUUCUAUUGGAAAGUUGAAUCAUUUAAGGUAUCUCUAUCUAUCUCAUAAUCACAUAAGGAUGCUUCCUAAUUCCAUCACAAGAUUGCAUAAUUUGCAAACACUGAGACUAAGUAGAUGUCCAAUUAAAGAAUUGCCUAAAGAUAUUAACAAAUUAGUCAACCUCAGAUAUCUUGAGAUCAAUGGUUGUCCGUUGACCUAUAUGCCACAUGGAUUGAGGCAGUUGACUAAGCUUCAGACAUUGUCACAAUUUGUGAUAGGCAAGAAUAGCUAUUUAGCUUUCAAGCAUAACAGUGGAUUGAAAGAACUCUAG
This is a messenger RNA of Quercus lobata, 1620 nucleotides long. RefSeq names its product putative disease resistance protein RGA3. Gene Ontology annotation, molecular function: protein binding; ADP binding. The record is from RefSeq and is a predicted model, not a curated record. NCBI's taxonomy places the organism in Eukaryota, Viridiplantae, Streptophyta, Magnoliopsida, Fagales, Fagaceae. The transcript has 4 exons. The coding region runs from base 1 to 1620 and encodes 539 amino acids.